Molecule: messenger RNA, 1332 nt
Organism: Rotaria sp. Silwood2
Lineage: Eukaryota; Metazoa; Rotifera; Eurotatoria; Philodinida; Philodinidae
Source: the annotation of a GenBank genome assembly
AUGGCUGGUCUUAUAUCGACAAUAACAAUGAUGUUUGUCUUUCUUAUUUUUUAUGGGAAUAUUGUUUCAUGUACAUCAAAUAAUACAACUCAAUUUGAUAAUUUUACUAUUGAAUGGCAAGAUUUUAAUCUAUUCAGUUGUGUUGUACCAGCAACAAUUAAUGUAUCACUAUUUACCUGUUUACCAUCAGCUAGUUACACACAAGUUGAUGACAUCACUUGUCUCAAUGUAACUCUCAUUGACUAUGAUCAAAAUAUAUGUCAAGUGACUACAGAUACAACUGUUUAUACGAUUAGUACUUCAAUAGGAACACAACAAACAACAACAUUAACAAGUACUUAUGCACAAAUAGAAACUUCAAUAAGCAUGACAACAGUUAUAACUCAAUCGAUAAUAACAACAUUGAGUAUCACAAGUAAAACUUCAGCUACUACUGAAACAACGGAUACGUUAAUAACAACAGUUGAUGCUGCUACGAAUACUCUGACAACAACAACAACCACCAUGAGUAUCACAAGUCAAGCCUCAACUCCUAAUGAAGCAACUUAUACUUCAACAACAACUGUAAUUAAUGAAACUCUUACUUCGACUACUUCUAGUGCAGUUAUUUAUUUAUCAACAACAACUGUAUCGACAACAACUGACAAAAAUACAUACAGCUGUCAGGAUAAUUCUUACAUAGGCACAUAUUGUAAUGUAUCCUCUGAUGCAUGUGCCAUGUCACAACCGUGUGAAAAUGCAGCAACUUGUAUUCCAAAUAAUACUUUAUCAUUAGGAUAUUAUUGCCAAUGUCAAAGUGAUUAUGAAGGUUAUAAUUGUCAAUAUGAUAAUAGAGUAUGCAUGGAAAGUACAUGUUGGCAUAAUGGAACUUGUAUAUCAGUUAAUUCAACUGUUGUAUCGUCAACUUAUGGGAAGAAUUUUAAAUGUGAAUGCAUUCAAGGUUAUGAUGGUGUUUAUUGUGAACUAAGCGUUGAUUUAUGUGGAAAUAUUACAUGUGAAAAUGAAGGUAUUUGUCAAACAGUUGAAUUAGUGUGGAAAUGUUUAUGUGUUAAUUCAAGAUUUUACUAUGGUGACUUUUGUCAAUUUAAAACAAGUACAUUAGUAAUUAAAGAAAUUUUAAGUAAAUCAUUUGCAUCGAUUGCAAUUGGAGCUAUUGCUACGACAUGUGCAUUUGUUAUUGUUAUGGAUGUACUUAAAUAUGUUUUUCAUAUUGAUCCAGUAGAAACUGAACGUGAUAAUUAUCGAAAACGACGUGAAGAACAAAGACGUGCAAGACAACCAAUUAAAAACAAUCAAUGGAAACUGGCAUUAAGGUUUCAAUAUGUUUCAUGA